AUGAGUACAAGUCAACAACAACUCCCUCCUCGGAACAAUGGGCCCAAGUUCACGACAGGCACCACACGUUGGCCUCGCGUGAAUGGCAGCAGCGAGCGAACAGGGAGCUCCGAUUCCGACACUGAACGAGACUUUCGCUCCGCUUCUCGCUCGGACCCCUCUUCGAGAUCGCGCACCCAUCAUUCGCGAGGUCCGCACGGCCGUCGCAGUCCUGACCAUCGAGCACCUGCCUCUAUUGAAACGGCCCCCGACGCCCCAGCUGUCCCAUACUGGUCCGGAAAACGUCACCUUACAUGUGGAAACCCAACGCCGGGCCCUCCAUGGUCGGCCAAAAAUACUCCAUGGCGCGGUUCGGCGCCUGGAAAACUGAAAACAUCGAACGCGGUGCUAAUCAUAUGUUUGAACAUCGGUGUUGACCCGCCUGAUAUCGUCAAGACCGACCCAUGCGCCAUGCUCGAAUGCUGGGUCGAUCCACACUCAAUGCCGGCGAAGAAGGCUCUAGAGGCAAUUGGCACCAAUUUGCAGCACCAAUUCGAAGGGCUCAGCACCAAGAUUUCGUAUAAACCAAUACUAGACCCUGAAAUCGAAGAGCUCCGAAGAUUCUGUAUUGCACUGCGAAAGCAGUCGAAAGAGGAUGCCGUUGUAUUCUACUAUAAUGGGCAUGGUGUGCCUAAACCAACUUCAAGUGGUGAAUUAUGGUGCUUCAACAAGGACUAUACACAAUACAUCCCUAUAUCCAUUCAGGAAGUACAGAGCUGGAUCGGAUCUCCAGGCGUGUACAUUUGGGAUUGUUCAGCUGCUGGGAAUCUUUUACACAACUUUAACGUUUUCGCUGAAAAACGAGACAAUGAAAUCAUCAGUACACAUGGCGGCUUCCCGGAAGGUGCUCAACCGAUGAUGAAUUCGUUGCAGCUAGCUGCGUGUGGCGCCAACGAGACUCUUCCAACUUGUCCAGAACUCCCAGCCGACGUUUUCACAUCCUGUUUAACAUCGCCAAUCGACAUUGCUCUGCGAUAUUUUAUUAUGAACCAUCAACUACCUAACAACAUCACUCAAGAUAUGGUAACCCAACUUCCCGGAGACCUCAAAGACCGACGUACCCCACUCGGGGAAUUGAACUGGAUUUUCACUGCAAUCACUGAUACUAUUGCCUGGACAACGUUCUCUCGAGAAACGUUUACAAGACUCUACCGGUGUGAUUUGCUCAUUGCCUCCAUUUUCCGCAACUUUCUGCUUGCCGAACGUAUCAUGAAAGACUACCAUUGCACACCCCACACAUACCCCCCACUUCCAGCCACCAAUACCCACCCUUUGUGGGCAACCUGGGAUCUUGCAGUAGACGCUUGCCUGCGGCAGUUACCAGAUCUUCUGACAAAACCGGGUAUCAGUGCUCUUGCAAGCACUGGUACCGUUCCAGGGCGAAUUGGGAAAACUUCACGAGACGAUCCAGCAGGUACCGUCAAGACGCCCGAAAAGCCAUACGUGUAUGUGCCCAGUCGUUUCUUCGCCGACCAGUUGACUGCGUUUGAAGUCUGGAUAUCCCGGGGAGGGUCCGCUUUGACAAGGCGAGGGCCGUUAUCUCUUCCGCAGCUUCCUAGCGACAAUCCCAACACACAGAAUCAACCAGUUGAUCAUGAUCCUAUUGCAGACCGGAACCUCGUCCCACGAAAACCUCCCGACCAAUUGCCCAUCGUAUUACAGGUCCUGCUUUCCCAACCACAUCGACUACGCGCACUCAUUCUCCUAUCACAAUUCGUCGAUUUGGGUCCAUGGGCUGUCCACCUAGUGCUUACAAUCGGUAUCUUCCCAUACAUCUCGAAGCUGUUACAAGCAGCAGGCCAAGACCUCCGGCCCGUCCUCAUAUUCAUAUGGGCACGAAUCAUCGCAGUCGACUCGUCCGUCCAAACAGACCUGUACAACACCCAAGGCUUCCGCUACUUCUCCAACAUCCUAAGCAUCCGAAACGAGGACAACCUCCCGAACAGCUCCGAGCACAAGGCGAUGUGCUCGUUCAUCCUCGCGUCCAUCGCUCGGGACUUCCCACAGGGCCAGAUAGCGUGUUUGAACGAGAGGGUGUUUGAUAACUGCUACGAGCUGAUGGAGGAAAAUGAUUUUUUGCUGCGUCAGUGGACGACGCUGUGUAUUGCGCAGUUGUGGGAUGGUAAUGAUGAGAUCAAGGUGUGGGGUGUUGAUAGGGGCACGCAGGAUAAGCUGAUCGGAUGCCUUUCUGAUGUCUCGGCGGAGGUCCGCUCAGCUGUGCUCUAUGCACUCGGUACAUUCCUGGGUGCCAGUGGCUCUGCGGAUCCCAACAGGCGGGGCGGCGGGGGCUCGGGCCCAAUGAGCCAUCUCGAGGAGUUCGUGCACUUCAAGAUGGAAGUGGCCAUCGUCACGGGUGCUACGCUCGCCAUCAAGGACGAUGCGAGCCCCAUGUGCAGGAAAGAGCUGCUUGUGCUGAUCAGCUGUUUGGUGAAAGAGUGGAGAGGGUAUUUCGUGAUUUGCGCGUGGUUGUAUUGGGAGGAGGAUAGGAAAUGGCGGUUAAAUGCCUCGGGCCAUCAUUCGUUCUUCAAUGAUGAAGAUAUCACUAAUCAGGCUGUUGCGGAUUGGUUGGAAGGAUUUGGUGACGAUCAUAGAGCCAGAGAAGAGAAUCGUGUGGUGUUGUCUUCAUUUUUCACUGUUUUCGUGUCACUUCUGGAUCUUUCUGUCGAUCCGUAUGAGGAGGUUGCGACCAAUGCUCAAACGCUUGUCGAUUAUAUCAUGGCUUUGCUUCUGGAAUCGCCUUUCAGCCGUAUGGAGUCUUCGUCACUGAACAGUGCGCCAAUGGCAGACUACGAUAAGCGAGGGUCGCCCAAACCGCACAACCCCCGGACACGGGUAUCCUCUCUGCAAUCGUCGCCCAAUCCUGGUUAUCAAGUACCGCCAUCUCCUGGCGGCUUCGACCGCCCAGGCUUGAACCGUAAUGACAGCGUGACGACGACCCUCGUCGGCGGCGUCGCUUCGACCAUCAAGCGCACCUCUUCGUUCGCCAAUGCCUUGAAACAAUUCGCCGGAGGCAUUGCCUUCCCUCAUUCAGAAGACGGCCGCUCGUCACCCAGCAUCUCGGGCACCCUGCACCACCACCACCACGAAGCCGUCGACAUCUCCCGCCCACCUUCGCCGAACAUGAACCUCGCCAAAUAUACCUCUCCCUAUUCACGCCCUCCGUCUUUCAGACAGAGUGCGUCGGACUAUGACGGCUCGCCGACGCGGUCUGCGGAAGAACAGGUGCAGCCUCCUGCGGAAUUCCUCGCGUGUGAUGUUAUGGAGGCACUUAUGGAGGAGGAUCUUGAGCGCCUGAGGGCGCGCAGGAGAAGUGCCUAUCAAAGAGGGCACGGACGCGGGUCGAUACCCAGUCCUAGCAAUAGUACAUUCUCCAUGGAUUCGACCAACAGCAGUGUCAUUUUGGGUAUUGGCACUGGUGCUGGAAUUCACGAUUGUCUGCCUUUGAAGAGCACCUUUUUCGAUUGGUGUGCGGAAUACUUCAAGGAACCGCAAAUGAGGCAAACUGAAGCGGAUGAACCUGGUAGUACACAGUAUAACUACCAAGUCUGGAGACAGCAGCGCAAUGACCAAGUUAUCAAGGAAACAGAUUCGCAAGCUUCAAUGGCCGAGCACCAUCGAUGGGAUCGUUCUGUGGCUUCGAUAAACAUUUCUGGCCAUCCGAUGACAAUGGCCUUCCAUUCAUAUGACAAACACCUUGUCAUUGCAAACGAACAUGACAUGAUCAGUGUUUGGGACUGGCACACUCGAAGACGACUUAAUUACUUCUGCAACGGCAAUCCUCGAGGAACAAGUAUUACCGGGCUCCACAUCAUCAACCAAGAGAUCGGUGGUAUCAUUGUAACAGGCUCAGCGGACGGAAUUGUUCGUCUGUACCGCAACUAUGAUCCUACACUGGACCAAGGGCCCCUCCAGAUGGUCAGCGCCUUCAGAGGCCUGAAUGAGAUGAUUCAAUCGCGACAAGGAAGUGGGCUUGUCAUGGACUGGAAGCAGUCGGGUGGUUUAUUGUUGGUUGGAGGCGAUUCGAGAGUGAUCAAAGUAUGGGAUGCUUCGACGGAGCAACAAGGAUUGGAUCUGGACACCAACUCUGAGAGCCCUGUCACAUCUAUCGCCCAUGAUAUUGGAUCGUCGAAAAUGUUUGUGGCAGGCUUCGCCGAUGGUGUUGUUAAAGUCUUUGAUGGUCGUCUUGAGGAGGAAGAUGCUAUCGUGCGCACUUAUUCUGACCACACAUCCUGGGUCCAGAAUGUGCGAUGGCAUCCCACUCUGAAUGGACAGAUUCUGUCGGCAGGGAUUGAUGGCGAAGUGAAGCUGUUCGAUUUGCGUAGUCAUGAUUAUGCGCUCAGAACAUGGAAUCUCCAUCCAAAUGGUCUUUCUGCUUUCGAUGUCCAUCCUACUUGUAAUGUGUUUGCUGCGAACUCUACUAUUACUCCUGUCCAUUGGAAAUCGCAGCGCAUAGUCGUACAAUCAAUAAAUAAAACAUCGCCUCUCUGUACUCUCAACGUCGGAACUGGCCUAACAACUCCUCCUGUUCGAGGCCUUCCUUCACCAUUCUUCCCGAGAGCCAGUUCUCUUGUAUUCCACCCCACGGAAAUGUUGUAUGCUACUGGUGGCCCGGAUGGUUGUGUGAGAAUCCUGGGCUGCCACUUCGCAUAA
Messenger RNA from Psilocybe cubensis, 4689 nucleotides. RefSeq lists its product as uncharacterized. The transcript is spliced from 10 exons. The record is from RefSeq and is a predicted model, not a curated record. Gene Ontology annotation, biological process: regulation of autophagy; cellular response to amino acid stimulus; positive regulation of protein serine/threonine kinase activity. NCBI's taxonomy places the organism in Eukaryota, Fungi, Basidiomycota, Agaricomycetes, Agaricales, Agrocybaceae. Gene Ontology annotation, cellular component: cytoplasm; TORC1 complex. Gene Ontology annotation, molecular function: protein-macromolecule adaptor activity; protein binding. The coding region runs from base 1 to 4689 and encodes 1562 amino acids.